This is a messenger RNA of Knipowitschia caucasica, 231 nucleotides long. The record is from the annotation of a GenBank genome assembly. Lineage: Eukaryota; Metazoa; Chordata; Actinopteri; Gobiiformes; Gobiidae.
AUGCCAUGCAUCAGUGUGGGGGGUUCAAAUCCCCGGCACAUCCAGCUCUUCCAGCACAGUGUUCACGGCCAGACGCUGCGGUGCCCACCCCGGUCAUCACACAUUCUCUUUCUAGCCCACUACAAAGUCCCAUCCGCGGCCUCUCUGCCAGCUCCUCGCUCGCUAAAGGUCACCGCUAAUGAUGUGGCGUCCUGCUGCAGCUUUGACAGGAAGCACGAGGUCCAGAGGUGA